UCUAUGUCCGUAAUUUCAAUUGACUGAUGUACAAUAAAGAUUUUUYAUUUUAUUUAUUUAACUGCGAGUAGGACAAAGUUUGCCACUUAAGAAAUAAUGCGUUAACACACAUUCUCGUCUUCGCCUAAGGUCAUUGCAYUGUCGCAGGUCGUUGCAGUCUAGCAAGGCUUUAGUARAGUGUUAUACUAGGCGUGGUUAACAUUCGGCACAGCGCUUUGCAUGGCUUUGAAGUUCCUUCAGUCCCGAAGAAUACGAAAACGAGCAAAAACACAUCAGUUUYGGCAUAGCCUCAGAGACACGCGUUUUAUAGAAAUUACUGGCAGUCAUUACAGAGAAAUAGAAUCACGUUUAUGCACAGCACAACCUAGUGAUUAGCGUCCUGUUCAUACUGGAACUAAGGAAAUUCUCCUCAGUUAAAACAAAGUCCAGAGAUAAUCACCUUUCAUUGCUUCUGUCGAUCGGAUCAUACUAGAAAUUAAAUAUUUUGUCUUUCAUUAAAGUUGGUGAAUAUUGUUUACGACAAUAUCUAUUUGAAAUCACUAAAACAAAAACAAGCCAGCUCCUGUACACCAAUUGAUCAUGUGACUGCAACGUUUCUCAGAAAUGUCAUAAAAAUACUGCCAACAACGUCCACAACUCACAGAAUUUGUUCACCAACCAGCACAAUGGAGAAGGAGAGCGCAUCCAAACAUGGCAUCUCCCUGCCUACCAGUGUUGUUAUCGGCUUGCUUGCAUUGUUGGUGGCGAUAACGCUAUUAUCAAUGUCUGCAAUGUUGUUAUGGGAGAUACACGGCCUCAAAAGCAAGAUUCGUGAUCAGGAAGUCUCUAUUCAAGAGUUGCAGGAUUUUAAGAACAACGGGACGACUUUGAAACGACGGAAUUUGGAUUCGUUACUCAAGACAGUCCAACAUCUUACAGCUAAGAUCCGUCAGCUUGARGUAMAUAACAGAGUUGCAAGAGCUGCUGUAACAAGUUGUCCUUGUCAAGCAGGCCCUAAAGGUGAUCCUGGUCYACGUGGYCCACGCGGUCGUCGAGGUCCGCCAGGGCCUAAAGGUGAUCCAGGCUCUCCAGGACCCCCAGGACCGCGGGGGAAGUGUAGACGAAAAGGAUCCUGUGGCAAAAACAUAGACUCAACAAGAACAGGGAUGUUCUCAGCGUCAGCCCACAUUGAAGGUCAUGGAGGGGAAAUAAACCCAAAGACAGGUAUAACAAAAUUCCAUCGUCUCUCAAAUUGGARACCAAGACACAUGCAAGGCAAGAUCCGCUUUGUUGACACUGGCAGUCUUGUAAUAGGUGUCCCAGGCUACUACUUUCUGUAUUCCCAGAUGUUUUAUUACUCCAGCAAAGCAAUGUACAUGGCACACUAUUUGUAUGUGAAUGARACCCCCAUGAUGAGAAGUCUAUCUAGCGUAGCAGGCCCAAGAAGAAAAUACUAUACUAACUACCAUGGUGGCAUUUUCUACCUCAAAACAGGAGACACAAUAUCAAUCCGUGUGCCUUUUAACGAGACAUUAUUCAUGGAUAAUCAAACAAGCUAUUUUGGUGCAUUUUUGGUGCAUCCCAGUAUUGGUGGAACUGUACAGCCUUCGCUAAGUAGUCCUCCUUCAUUGUAAAAGCAAAAUACAUCAACAUCCAUCAAAUACAUGUACACCUCCACUGAACAAACCAGCAAGCACUAUAACCCUAAGACAUCCAUUGUAAAAAGAAAGAUAUCCCUGAUACAUUGCUAGAGUUGGCAAUUAUGGAUGUGCUACUCAUAAAAUGCAACUUGUCCUUCAACAAAAAUUGGUUAUCAAYUUAUGAAGCCACAAGUGAACUUUUAUGCUUUUUUUUCUUGCAAGAAUGUUGAUAAUUAUACAUUGAAAACCUCUAGUUGCAUGGGUGCAAGCUUUGCAUAUUCUUUACAAGGCUUAUAUCGGGCUAAUAAGCUUCUAGUUUGGAUAUUUAAUAGUGAUUAGGUAUGGAUAAUAAUAUAACAUACACAUUGUAAUUCAAAAAGUACAAUUUAGUCAUCAGGUAGAUUUGCUGUAAAUUCUUUUGUAAAUUCAACUUGCUGGCAGUGUGAUAGCUUGAGAAUUUUACUUGCUUGCUGUCUAAAUGUCAAACCUCAUAAGAAAGACAUACAUACAUAGCAUUUAUAAUCAUAGGUCUGGGUGUUUGUAAACCUCACAAAAACCCAUAGAGUACUCUGCAGAGGUUGUGUAUCAAUUUAUUCUGAAGGUAUAUCAGAGCUUUUUCUUGAAAACUCCCUCCCUAUACUGACUCUUGUAUAUUGAAACAAGUAUAAACCAGUGGCAAACCAGUUAUUAUUCAUCUUGUGAUAAUUAUACAUAUCCUUUAGAUAAGAGUAUAUCAAAGAAGAUAUGCAACUUGUGCAGUGAUUUCUUUUUGUAAAUUGGAAGAGCAGGAGUCCAUUGUCAAGUGUAAAAUUACUCUUCUUCAUACAUUCCGACAUAGUUUGUAAAUUGUGCAUAUGUAUAUAUAAAACUUGCCUGACGAGUGUUAUCAUCAAUUAGGUUAUCAUGCAAAACCAGCCACUUGCAAUAAAACAAUGAAUGAUCUAUAUUAAAAAGUCUCUAGCUAUUAAAUUAUAAUUUAUUUUGUAAUAAUAUCAUUAGAUACAUGUAUACAACUGCAACGCAAUGUUAACAAAGCAAUAUGUUAACAAGCAAUAUCAAAGAUUCUAUCUUCUUCUUUGACGUAAAAAAAAUCAUUUUCAAUUACAUGUAUAGGAAUAGAAAGUCACGUGCCUCAAAUAUUAUAUUAAUUUUUUCCAGCAGUUUGAAAAUAUAGACUUAAAUACAAUUGAAACA
Molecule: messenger RNA, 2813 nt
Organism: Exaiptasia diaphana
Lineage: Eukaryota; Metazoa; Cnidaria; Anthozoa; Actiniaria; Aiptasiidae
Product: collagen alpha-1(XXV) chain
Exons: 7
Coding region: 666-1613 (315 amino acids)
Biological process (GO): immune response
Cellular component (GO): membrane
Molecular function (GO): tumor necrosis factor receptor binding
Source: RefSeq, a predicted model, not a curated record